GCGCACACGCAUUUGCCAAGAAGUAACCAUGCUUCGAUCGUUGGCAACGCGCGCGUUCUCGACGGCGAGCGGGGUCCAAACCAAGCUGAACCAUCCCACGCGCCGCGCCGGGCACCUCAUGACCCAGCUGCAUGCGGAAGAAGUGGCCAAGGCUACGGAACGCAUCGGCGCCAACUUGACCAAGUUCAAGCCGGGCGAUGCCGUCGAGGUCGAAAUCAUGCUCAACAAGUCGACGCAAAAGACCCAGCGCAUCAAGGGCGUGGUAAUCGCCGAGCGCAACCGCGGGAUCUCGAGCUCGUUCACGAUCCGCAACCACAUCGCCGAAUGCGGCUACGAACAGACCAUCUUCAAGCACUCGCCGCUGUUGGUGUCGGUCAAGAUGAUCAAGGAAAAGUUCAUCAGCAACGGCAAGAAGCGAGCGCGGCGGGCCAAACUCUUUUAUCUGCGCGACAAGGCCCCUCGAUUCACCACGUUGUAAUGACUAUUACUCCUGUUCACUUGGUUUUCUCCCUCUUGUUCCAUCUAUCUACCGAC
Molecule: messenger RNA, 534 nt
Organism: Aphanomyces astaci
Lineage: Eukaryota; Oomycota; Saprolegniomycetes; Saprolegniales; Verrucalvaceae
Product: ribosomal protein L19
Exons: 1
Coding region: 29-478 (149 amino acids)
Biological process (GO): translation
Cellular component (GO): ribosome; mitochondrial large ribosomal subunit
Molecular function (GO): structural constituent of ribosome
Source: RefSeq, a predicted model, not a curated record